Tympanuchus pallidicinctus (lesser prairie-chicken) is the source of this 797-nucleotide messenger RNA. RefSeq names its product exosome component 1 (gene EXOSC1). The coding region runs from base 59 to 646 and encodes 195 amino acids. NCBI's taxonomy places the organism in Eukaryota, Metazoa, Chordata, Aves, Galliformes, Phasianidae. The record is from RefSeq and is a predicted model, not a curated record. Gene Ontology annotation, molecular function: RNA binding. The transcript has 8 exons. Gene Ontology annotation, biological process: RNA processing. Gene Ontology annotation, cellular component: cytoplasm; nuclear exosome (RNase complex).
CCGUCGCUGAGAGCCAAUAGGAGGAGGGCUCUUUGUGGACUCACGCGCGACACGGAACAUGGCUCCGCCGGCUCGGUACUGCGUGCCCGGCGAGCGGCUGUGCAGCACGGAAGAGGCCUCGGCGGGCAGCGGGACCUACGCGCGGCAUGGCUCCAUCUUCGCCUCGCUGGCCGGCUGCCUGCAGAAAUGUGCCGAGGGCGGCGGGCUGCCCGUGGUGUCGGUGGUGCGGGACUCGGAGGCGCAGCUGCUGCCCGGCGUGGGGGCCGUGGUGACCUGCAAGGUGUGCAGCAUCAACUCCCGGUUUGCCAAAGUGAACAUCCUGUAUGUUGGCUCCACACCGCUGAAAUCCACCUUUCGCGGCACCAUACGGAGGGAAGACAUUCGAGCCACUGAGAAGGAUAAGGUAGAAGUCUACAAGAGUUUUCGUCCUGGUGACAUAGUUCUAGCCAAAGUUAUCUCACUGGGGGAUGCACAGUCCAACUACCUGCUGAGCACAGCAGAGAAUGAGCUGGGCGUGGUAGUGGCACGCAGCGAGGCAGGGGUGCAGAUGGUUCCUAUCAGCUGGUGUGAGAUGCAGUGCCCACAGACACACACCAAGGACUUCCGUAAGGUGGCCCGCGUGCAGCCGCAGUUCCUGCAGACCUAGCAGCCCCCUCAGGGGCACGGGGACCCCAGGAGGGAGGGCUGCUGUGGUGGGGUCCAGCAGCUUCCAUGCAGCUCCACACUUGAGAGACUGGAACAGCAGGAUCGAUUUUGUAUUUGUGCUGUAGGUAAUAAAUGUUUUUUCUUUUUUGAGA